UUAGGAAGUGGUUACACUUGGCCAAUUCCUGGAGUGACAGUAGAGUCGAGUCAAGUUUUUGGCGCCGUUGCCGGGGACGGCUAGGUUGUUGAAGAAAAGUGAUUUCUGUUAAUUUAGCUUUUCCUUUUGCUUUGUUUGCUUUGUCCCGCUUGUGCCUUCACGGGUUUGCUUGUUUGAGUGUGUGCAAGUAGUGCAUGACCCGUAGCCAGUCAGGAGGUUUACUGCCGUUGAAUCCAGAGAUUGACCGCACCUGUCGCCAGCUCAGGAGACAACAGCGAGCUAGACUGGCUACGGAAGAGCGCAUAGACGGCCACUUGAGUAGCGAUUCUGAAGAAGAGCACGGGAUGGACGGAGACUACAAUCAGCACCAGGGGAAUCCGCAGCAGGUUCCCCCGGUGAAUCAGGUCCUGGGGAACAACCCCAUACCCCAGGAUCAUGGAGUUCAUCAUCCACCGCAGCCGGGUCCCACCUUGGAGUACUACUACACUCCUCGGAUUGCUGACAUCCGCCCGGUCAUCCUCUACCCGCCGAUCCCAGCAAACAACUUCGAGAUCAAGCCAUGCUGGAUUCAGCUCAUCACAUCCUCGAUCCAGUUUCAUGGUUUGAAGGAUGAGGAGGCCAGGGUACAUCUGUCCCGUUUUCUGCAGCUGACAAACGGGUUCAAACUGAACGGUGUUCCCGAUGAUGCGAUCCGCCUUCAUCUCUUCCCCCAUUCUCUGGCGGGGAAUGCUAAGAGGUGGUUGGAGACCCAGCCCCCAUUGUCCAUCACCUCUUGGGACGAUCUGGCUGACAAGUUCGUGCACCGGUACUAUCCGGCAUCGAAGACUACAGAGAUUCAGCGGGAGAUCACUCACUUCCGCCAGGAGCUAGAUGAGUCACUUCGUGAUGCUUGGGAGCGGUACAUGGGCUAUUUCUGGCAGUGCCCCCAUCAUGGCUUCAGUGAUGCAUUCACAGUGGGGAACUUCUACAGUGCCGUUUCGCCAGAUAGCCAGAGGGUGAUUGAGUCUCUAUGCCUAGGAGGGGAUAUUCUUACCAAGACUCCACCCGAGCUGAACCAGAUGAUCAGUACUUUGGCUGCCAGAGAUCAUUCUUGGGGACAGGGUAGCCGAGGCAGACAGUCCCGGGACCGUGGUGUGCACGCCAUGGAGACCAGAUCCGAGCUCGAGCAGCAGGUAGCUGAGCUAGUGCAGACAUUGAAGCACCCCAACAGUCUGAUUCCGGGCAGAGGUUUGGCUACACCUCCAGUAGCUCAAUGUCAGUGGUGUGAGAGCUCCAAUCACCUAGUGGAGGACUGCCAGGCUAUGAGGGAGUCUACCACACCCCAGGAGCAGUUGGCCUUCAUCGCCAAUGCGAGGCGCCUCGAUCCAUACAGCAGCACAUAUAAUGAGGGGUGGCGCCAGCAUCCCAACUUCGCCUGGAGCAGCAACACCACUAAACCACCUGGUUUCCCAGCACCAGCAGGUGGUUUUCAGCAGAGGCAGCCCUUCCAGGCUCGCCAGGGGCCAGACCCACAGCAGCCCUCCCAGCUCAGGCAGGGGCAGCCAUUCCAGCAGCCCCAGCGCCAGUUUGCCAAGCCAGCAGCAGCUCCAGCCCCAGAUGACAGGAUGACGAAGCUGGAAAACAUUCUAGCUUCAUUCAUGACGAGCACCCAGGCUGCUAUCACAUCACUGGAGGCAGGUCAGCGGAACCAGGGUGCCAAUUUGCAGGAUCUGCAGACCCAGGUGGGCAUCUUGGCCCGGCAAAACACUACCAGGGCACCGGAGACUCUGCCUGCCACCACUGUUCCUAAUCCUCGAGAUCCUCACCAGCAUCAGCAGCUGGAUGCCAUUUUUAUCAGGAGCGGUAAGACCAUAUCUGCUGAUCCUGUCCCGGCCAGACAGGAGGAACCACUGCCUGCUCCAGCACUUCCAGCCGACGAUGCAGAAGUGCGGGUGGAGAAGGAAGCCCCUGCUCCCAAGCCACAACCAGUGGUUAAGGAGCAUGUACCCCAGCUUCCCUUCCCCACUCGCUUACACAAGGACAAGCUGGAGACUGAGUUUGCCAAGUUCAUGGCAAUGUUGAAGCAGCUCAACAUCAGCAUACCGUUCAUGGAGGCACUGUCGAAAAUGCCCAAGUAUGCCAAGUUCAUGAAAGAUAUCUGCACCAACAAGAAGAAACUUGGGGAUCUUUCGACAGUGAUGCUCAGUGAGGAGUGUUCUGCUAUCCUGCAGAACAAGCUGCCCGAGAAGCGCAAGGAUCCAGGGAGUUUUACUAUCCCUCUUACUAUUGGUAGCAUGCAUGUAGGAAAGUCCUUGGCGGACCUAGGCGCUAGCAUUAACGUCAUGCCAUAUAAGUUGUAUAAAAUGCUAGACCUAGGUGAACUUAGCCCUACUAGGAUGAGCAUUCAAUUAGCUGAUCGUUCUAUCGUGCAUCCUAAGGGUAUCAUUGAGGAUCUGCUUGUUAAAGUAGGUACAUUCACAUAUCCUGUUGAUUUUGUUAUUCUUGAUGUGCAUGAGGAUGUGGAUGUGCCUUUGAUUCUAGGUAGGCCAUUUCUUGCCACCGCCAAGGCACUUAUUGAUGUGCAUGAUGGUAAACUGAUCUUGCGUGCUGGGAAUGAACAGGCUACUUUUUCUGUGACUGAGUUUGAUCACUGUGCUAUGAUUGCUGUCACGCCUGUGCAUGCUAUGUCUGAUCAGGUACACGAGCCUGUCGUGUACCCUUCUGCACCUCCUAUUUUGCAGGACCCUCCUAUCAUUCCUUCGCCGCCACUCCAUCCAGCCUCGCCUCCGAACAAAAAGCUCAAGGAGGAGUGGCGGCCGAAGCAGCAGGUUGCUAAGCAUGCACGGAAGAAGAGUGGAGACCGCUAUGAGCUGGUCCCACCUCCUGCACCACGACCACCCUGGCCGUCUGGGUACUCACUCGCCUGCAUCCUGCCAGAUGGACAGGUCGAGCUGACUGAUGAGGGUGGUCGCAUCCGUCGGGUGCAAGGCCACAACCUGAAGCUGUACCUCAAGAGCGACGUGGAUCCGCUCUUGGAGGCACCUGUUCCUGCACUGCCUUGAGUAUCCACCAUGGGCGUCCAGCUAAUACGACGGUAAAGAAGCGCUUGUGGGGAGGCAACCCCACCACGGUUUGAUUUUCUUUCUUGUGUUUUGAGUCGGAUUGUAACCCGGUUUGGGUUUGGUUUGUUUUCUUUUGGUUUGGAUGAUAUUUUAUUGGGCUGACCAUUGAACCUAACAUAUUGUGUUUGAGCUCUUCUGUUUUCCUUUGGCUGUGCUUGCCCUGACUGGCCCGUUUCCAGUCUCCUGCAGUCCAUGCAUACCGGUAACAUCGUUUCCCUUAUCCUUCCCUCUUCUCCAUUGAGGGCAAUGUCGAGCUUAAGUGUGGGGGCCUAACAUAUUGUGUUUGAGCUCUUCUGUUUUCCUUUGGCUGUGCUUGCCCCGACUGGCCCGUUUCCAGUCUCCUGCAGUCCAUGCAUACCGGUAACAUCGUUUCCCUUAUCCUUCCCUCUUCUCCAUUGAGGGCAAUGUCGAGCUUAAGUGUGGGGGGAUGUUUAUCUUUUGACUGCAUUAGAUCUGUUUGUGUGCUUGGAGCCUAGUCCACUGCCCAAAUUUUUAAAUUUGAGGGCUCCAAGUACGUGUUUCCUUGCAAUUGCCUGCUCAGUAUGCUUUGAAUUGACAGUCUUUAUAGUGAUAUGCAACCUAGGGAGGUAGUGUAGCACUAUGGAGGAUGUUGAUGCAUUUAAGAAGUCUCAUUUCUUCUUCAUAUUGUGUUGGUUGAUUGAGUGAAUUAGUGAUCUUAGGACCCUUGAAUUGUGUGAUGUUGUGGAUUCUCUGCCUGUCAUGGACUCUUGUAUCAUGUUUUGAGUUUAACAGGUGCUCGAAAAUGUGCUUCAAAAUAACGUCUCCCGUGCGAAUAGGGCGAAAGUGUGUAAGGGGAGACGGGAAUCCGUUCCCAAUUUCCACCUACUACCUCCAGCCCCCUUACAUGUCUUUCCCCCGCACGAGGCUCGAGACAUCCGCUCCUGGCAUGGCCGGUAAGAGCAGGUUGGGACCCUUGAAAAAAAAAAAAUAACAGAAAACAAGCAAAACAGAAAGAAAAGGGGUUCCAACCAUCUUCAAGAAGAAAAAAAAGAGAGCACCUUGAAAAAUGUGAGUCCAUGAUCUUUUGUUUUUGAGAAUCUCUUCAUCCACAAUUCAUUUGUCCUCUGUUCACUAUUUGCCAUGAUGCCGACUCGAUACUAGUGCUCUUGCCGAAGAAACUAUGAGAUGACUUGUGCGUCGGUUGACCUCGUAAGCUGCUAAAUGAUCUAGGAAGUCCUCUACCUACGAUCUGGGUUGUUUGUUGCUAUAGAGGUCUGGAGAGUUGCAUUGGUUUGAGUUAGGUUUGCUUGGGGACAAGCAAACGGUUAAGUGUGGGAGAGUUUGAUAGACCGUUAGUUACACAUGUUUUCACCCCUGUUCUUACACCGUUUGAGAUGUGGUUUCUCGUGUUUUAGACCGAUUUCACGCUAGGUUGUGCUUGUUUGUGAUAUUUCAGGUCCUGGCAAGUGAAUGAAGGUUUAGGAGCGAGUUCGGGGUCGAUUGGGUGAAGAUCGGGCGCGAGACAAGUCACAAAGGAGGUCACACGGGCUGCACUGAUGUUCACACGGCCGUGUAAAGUAAUGGCCUGGCCGUGCGUGUUUUGCCGAGAGCACACACGGGCAGAGCAGAAGAUCGACACGGCCGUGCAAGUGGCCGGGUUGGCCGUGCCACAUUCUGCGAGAGCAAACACGGGCAAGAGGGGAUGUCCACACGGCCGUGCCAUUCUGGCCGUGCAAAGAGCCUGGAAUUCAAACUAAAUGAAACGAUGCGUUUUGA
Molecule: messenger RNA, 4838 nt
Organism: Linum trigynum
Lineage: Eukaryota; Viridiplantae; Streptophyta; Magnoliopsida; Malpighiales; Linaceae
Source: the annotation of a GenBank genome assembly